Molecule: messenger RNA, 731 nt
Organism: Coccomyxa subellipsoidea C-169
Lineage: Eukaryota; Viridiplantae; Chlorophyta; Trebouxiophyceae; Coccomyxaceae
Product: ctr family copper transporter
Exons: 5
Coding region: 240-686 (148 amino acids)
Biological process (GO): copper ion transmembrane transport; intracellular copper ion homeostasis
Cellular component (GO): plasma membrane
Molecular function (GO): copper ion transmembrane transporter activity
Source: RefSeq, a predicted model, not a curated record
AAUUGUAAUAUUAUUGGCAGAAGAUCUCAGUAUCUUGCUUAGGUCACCUUCAAAGGGCUGUUGCUGUUGCUAGGUGUGCUACUAGAAUGGAUAUGCACGCAGGGCACCAUCCCAUGUCCUCGGGCAUGGAUGUGAAUAUCACGGCAGGCGCUCCAUCUCCAUCGGCAGCGAUGGCACCAAUGACAAUUUCAGCUGCUGCAGCUGCUCAAGAUCACAGCGGGCACGAAGGGUCUGGAGGGAUGAUGAUGAUGAUGCAGAUGUACUUCACUGCAAGCACCCAUGUCACGCUCUGGCUAAAGCAGUGGCACACGCAUACAUCCGUCUGGUACAUUGUGUCCUUGCUAGGGCUCCUAGGACUGGCACUGAUCCAGGAAGCCAUCACGAGCUAUCGAGCAACCUAUGCCAAAAGGCUGGCCAAGGCAAGCGCUCUGGAAAGGCCUGCUGAGGCAGAGGUGCCUCUCACAACAGCGAGCAUGAGGGUGGGCUCGGGGUCGCGAGUGGUGCUGACAGUGCUCUACGGCGUCAACGUGGCCAUCUCAUAUCUGCUCAUGCUGGCGGUGAUGACCUACAACGUGGGCUACUUUGUGGUCAUUGUGCUGGGCCUCGCGAUUGGCCACUUUAUUUUCUUUGGCGUCGCGUCUCCGAUGGCGUCCCCGGAUAUUUGCUGCGCGGCGCAGCUCCCCUGACGGCCGGGCCCGGGCAUGUGCGGGCAGGUGCGCACGGCUGCGGGC